Messenger RNA from Octopus sinensis (East Asian common octopus), 2108 nucleotides. RefSeq names its product zinc finger protein 189-like. Gene Ontology annotation, biological process: regulation of transcription by RNA polymerase II. The transcript has 2 exons. The record is from RefSeq and is a predicted model, not a curated record. The coding region runs from base 683 to 1738 and encodes 351 amino acids. Gene Ontology annotation, cellular component: nucleus. Gene Ontology annotation, molecular function: RNA polymerase II cis-regulatory region sequence-specific DNA binding; DNA-binding transcription activator activity, RNA polymerase II-specific. Lineage: Eukaryota; Metazoa; Mollusca; Cephalopoda; Octopoda; Octopodidae.
UCUUUUUUUUAUUUAUUUGACUCGUACACGCCUUGCUUUCAAAGUUCAACUUGUGAUCCUCGUGUUUGGUAACGACUAAAGUAAUGUCUACAUCGACCGAAACCUUUUCCUCAAGAUGAAAAAUUCUAUGACUGUGUUGAAAACCAGCAGUGAAAAAGAAAAUGUAAUUCUAAUGAAGACAUAUUGGAAUGCAUUUGGCAAACAAUAAAAGAACACUUUUUUUAAGACUUUCGUCUUAGUUGCAUGGUGAGAAUUCCUUAGUAAAUUAUAUAGUAUUGAUUUGUCACUUUUGGAAACAUUAUCUCUUGUAAAACAAAGAUAAAGCUCUUUUCUGAGUUAUAUAGAUUCCUAGGGCCAGUUUCUUUAUUUCUUUGGUUCUUAUAUUCCCCCACUGAAUGGGACACCAGUUUGUUGCAGGAAUACUCAUUUUUACCAGCUGAAUGGACUAGAGGAAAGAAAGAAGGAGGAUCUAACGUUUCGAGCAGAGCUCUUCAUCAGAAACAUAGAAAAAGGAAAGAUCCAAGGAAGGGAAGACGGAGAAAGAAAAUCGCCAACGAUACACACGCAGUAUAUAUAUACACACACAUACAUACAUGCAUACAAGGCUUCAUAUCUAGUGACAUGUCAGUAAACAUUUUACUUUUUUCCUAAAUAUUCUACAAGUGACUGUUUUGUAAACGCUAUGGAGUGUUUUAAGUCAUCUAUCCCACAGUGUGUACAUACAGACGAGAAAAACUCAGAUUGUGAGAUUUGCAACGAGUCAUUUUCUCAAAAUAGUGCAUCAGUUAAAGAGAAGACAUCUGCCAAAGUUAACACACAACAUCAGUGUGACAUUUGUGGUGAAACUUUCUCUCAAAACACCAACUUGGAACACCACAGAGAAAUCCACUCUGAUGAAAAACCAUAUCACUGUGACUUGUGUGGGAAAACUUACUCGGUAAGCAGUGGCUUGUAUCGUCACAAGCGAAUACAUACGGGUGAAAAACCACACCAAUGUGAAUAUUGUGGGGAAUCUUUCGCAUUGAGCAGUCAUUUGGCAAGUCACGAACGGACUCAUACAGGAGUGAGGCCUUACCAUUGUGAAAUAUGUGACAGACGUUUCUCUCAGAACAGUCAUUUAUUGACUCAUCGACGCGUGCAUACUGGGGAGAGGCCGUAUGCUUGCGAUAUUUGCGAUAAAACUUUCUCUCGCAAUAGUACAUUGGCUGACCACAAGCGAGUUCACACAGGGGAAAAGCCAUACAGCUGCGAAGUUUGCGGUAAAGCCUUCUCGGUGAAUAGUCAUUUGUAUCGACAUAAAUGGAUCCACACAGGGAAGAGACCAUAUCGUUGCGAAAUUUGUGGUAAAUCCUUCUCGCGGAACACCACCCUGUUUCAACAUAGACGCACCCACACGGGAGAAAAACCGUAUAAAUGCCAGAUUUGCGGUAAGACAUUUUCUGUCCGUAAUCACUUGGAGAGUCACAUUCGUAUUCACACCGGGGAAAAACCAUACCACUGUGAAAUUUGUGGUAAAAACUUCUCAGUGAAUAGCCAUUUGCUCAACCAUAUACGAAUUCACACGGGAGAGAAACCAUAUCAAUGUGAAAUUUGUGGCAAAAAUUUCUCUGUCAAAUGCCAUUUGUCCAGUCACAUGUUUAUCCAUACUGGAGAGAAACCAUUUCGCUGUGAAAUUUGUGGCAAAAUGUUUGCCAGAAAUAAUAAUUUAUCUAGACAUAAACGAAUUCAUACUGGUUAAAAUCCCAAGCUUGGAGAUUUACAAUUGGAAGAUCCGAGGUAAACCAUUUUUGAAAUUUACUAAUAGACAUUUGUGUUGGCUGUGAGUAAUGUGUUUUGAAUCUUACCAAAGACAUGGUACUUCAAUAUUUUGUUCGUCUACAAUUGAGGACAAAACUAAAAACAGCAAGGAUUACUGACACAAGGUGACAAAAUUUUGGUGGAAACUACAUAAUUAAUGAAAUCAACCCCCACAGAAGGAUUAAAAGCAUAGUUGACACCAUAUAUGUAUUUUGAACUCAGAAAACAUACACACGCGCGCACACACACAGACAUACACAUUGGGUUGAUGCAUAAUUGACAACUGUUUUAUUUUUGAAUAAAUUUAGAAU